CAUCUACCAAGCGGUUACCGGGUACAGUAUGUCAAGACCCCUGCAAGCCUCACUGUGACUAAAUUAACUCGGGAAAAUACCGAUACUAACACCGACCUGGACAAAAACGUGGAUUAAACGUGCGCUUGCAGCUACAACAUGUGAUGGGGUUCGGUGACCUUUGAGCUCAAAUGUUACACCUGACCAUGUCCAUGACGGGUGAGACAAAACCAGAGGCUUACCUGUACAGGGGUGUGUCUGAAGAGGAGGAGCCAGAGUACCCGUGUGGCUCCAUGUCUCACCUGCACCACAUGGGCGGGGCCUCUGAGGGCAGUGACAGCAGUCAUGACCCACGACCCCAAUCCCAGAUGCACGAGGAUAUGGAGAUGGGCGGAAAUGGCUCCAGUGGAAGUGGCACGGAAUCUCACAGUAACGAGUCCCAUGGAAACGAGUCUAUGGGGAGUUCCAGUGGAAUCGGAAAAGAUUCUGCCAUCAUGACAUCGUCAGGGAGUAAUAAAAGCUCAAACUCUCAAAGCCUUUCCCCUCCCAGCAGCAACAAUGCUUUCAGCAUGGUCGGUUCGGAGCAAGACAACCCUUCGACCAGCGGCUGCAGUAGUGAACAGUCGGCAAAGGCAAAAACUCAGAAGGAGCUUUUCAAGACACUGAAGGAGCUGAAAUAUCACCUGCCAUCUGACAAACGCAGCAAGGGACGGGCUAGUACGCUUAACACUCUCAAGUACGCCCUGCGCUGCGUCAAACAGGUCAAAGCCAAUGAAGAGUACUACCAGAUGCUUAUGAUCAAUGACAGUCAGCCAUCAGGUCUGGACGUGUCAUCAUACACAAUUGAAGAAAUCAACAGUAUUACCUCUGAAUAUACCCUCAAAAAUGCUGAUAUUUUUGCUGUUGCGGUGUCCCUGAUCACGGGAAAGAUCGUGUACAUUUCAGAGCAGGCUGCAGGAAUCCUGAACUGCAGAAAGGAGGAGUUCAAAGACCGGAAGUUUGUGGAGUUUCUGACACCUCGUGACGUUAGUGUGUUCUACAGCUUCACCACGCCGUACAGACUUCCAUCCUGGAGCAUGUGCACUGGAACAGAGUCUUCAUCCACUGAGUUUAUGCAGGAGAAAUCUUUCUUCUGUCGCAUCAGUGGUGGUAAAGAGAAGGAAGGAGAUCUUCAGUACUAUCCCUUCAGGAUGACCCCGUAUCUCAUGAAGGUUCAGGACCCGGAGCUCUCUGAAGAACAUUUCUGCUGCCUCAUUCUGGCUGAGAGAGUUCACUCUGGAUAUGAAGCACCAAGAAUUCCACUUGAUAAGAGGAUCUUCACUACAACACACACACCUAACUGUGUGUUUCAAGAUGUUGAUGAGAGGGCGGUGCCUUUGUUAGGGUAUCUGCCUCAGGACCUGAUUGGGACACCUCUUCUGUUACAUAUACACCCCAAUGACAGACCUCUAAUGCUGGAAGUGCACCGGAAAAUUCUGCAGUAUGUUGGGCAGCCGUUUGAUCAGCCCUCGAUCCGGUUCUUUUUGAGGAAUGGAGAAUACGUUACUUUAGACACCAGCUGGUGUAGCUUCGUGAACCCCUGGAGUCGCAAGGUGUCCUUUGUUAUCGGGCGGCACAAAGUCCGAAUGGGUCCAAUGAACGAGGAUGUGUUUUUAGCUCCGACACUCACAGAGGAAAAGAUCAUGGAUUCAGAUAUGCAGGAGAUCACAGAACAGAUUCAUAGACUACUUCUGCAGCCAGUCCACAGCAUGGGCUCCAGUGGUUAUGGUAGUCACGGCAGCAAUGGUUCCCAUGAGCACCUGCUGAGCAUAGCGUCCUCUAGUGACAGUAAUGGAAAUGGAAACGUGGUUAACAGUGGCAGCAGGAGUAAUCGGAACACCAGAAAGGAGGAGGGGAACAAGAGCAAACUGAGGUCAUUUCAGGAGAUUUGUAAAGGGGUUCAAAUGAUGAAGGUUCUGGACCCUCAGAGCUCCUCUACCAAACCAGAGCAGAAGAAGAGCAUAGACACAGGGUUCAGGGCAUCUGUUCUGAAGCAAAAAGACUCUGCACUGUUCGUCAGAGAUGGACCUUCUGCAAUGGAGGAACGGAAGGACCACACAAUGUACUCGUACCAGCAAGUAAGCUGCCUGGACAGCGUCAUCAGAUAUUUGGAGACCUGUAACGUCCUGAACAGAGCAAAACGAAAGUACCAGUUCUCCUCGAACACCACCUCCUCAAAUUCUGACGAGGACAAGCACACCUCCGAUGCCAGUCUACAGCAAACAGAGGAUCCUCUAGGUAUGGAGGUGCCAUCCUCUAUGUCUAUAAAGACCAAUGGAAAGCCUCCAUCAGGUCCCGCCCCUGUUGUGGGAGGCCCUUUAUCUCCUUUGGACUUGCCCAGCAAAGCAGACAGUGUGGUGUCUCAGUGUUCCUACAGCAGCACUAUUGUACACCCGGGGGACAAGAAAACACAGCCAGAAUCAGAGAUAAUUGAGGAUGCUGCAGAAAGCCCCACCUCUUCCGCACCUGUCAGUGUGGUUUCCCCACCCACAGUGGAGCAGGAAGCCUAUAGGAAGCUGGGACUUACAAAGCAGGUGCUGGCCGCACACACGCAGAAGGAAGAGCAAGCAUUCCUCAGUCGUUGCAGGGAACUCCUGCAUGGUCAGUCCCUACAGAAGAAUUGCCUUUUUAGCAAACAAAAAAACAGAGGACAGGCUGCUGAAGGAGUUAGUGGAUUCAAAGCAGGAAAAGGUGUGCCUGGUAGAGAGCCAACAACCAAGAAAAAUUGGCGCACCAAAAAGUCAAAGAAACCACGCACAAAACAUGCCAAUUCAUCAGAUAAUGCUGCGUCUCAGCACAGAUCUCUACCACCACUGCAGGGUUUGAAUCAGACAUCCUGGUCCCCCUCCGAGACUUCACAGUCUGGGCUUUCGGUUCCAUUUUCCACCGUAGUUCCAGGGUAUCCUCUCUUCCCUGUAGUUCCAUCCACUGUCCCUCCCCAAGCCCCUACUGGAAUAGCAGAGUCCCAAACCGCUCAGGCCACGCCCACUGCUCCUGCUUAUCCUACCCCAUUAGUCACACCAGUUGUGGCAUUAGUUUUGCCCAGUUUUAUGUUGCCACAGUUAGGCACAGCAUCUAAUGGCGUCUUUCAGCCCCAGCAACCGUUAAGCUCCCAGCAAUCCUUCAAUUCCCAGCAAUCCUUCAAUUCCCAGCAAUCCUUCAAUGCACAAAAGCCAAUCAAUGCCCAGCAACCCUUCAAUGUCCAGCAACCCUUCAAUGCCCAACAGCCCUUCAGUCUCCAGCAAUCCAUAAAUGCCCAACAGCCCUUCAAUCUCCAACAGCCCUUCAAUGGCCAACAACCUUUUCAGCCCCAGCAAGCCUACAACAUCCAGCAACCCUUGCAGCCUCAACAGCUCUACACAAACCAUCAAACCUGUUCCACCCCACAGUGUCUUCAGAGUCCCCAACAGUCCUUUCUGACACACACCUUCAAUCCCCAUCAACUUCCAUUUCCAUCUCAGAUAGCCUUCCAGUACGCUGUGACACCCGACCCUAAACCUUCCAUCAUUGAGUCUUCAGAGUGUAAUUCUCCCUUGCCACCCCCUCACUCCCCCCCACUGUUUGGGUCCCGCUCUAGUUCUCCAUUGCAGCUGGACCUGCUUCAAAUGGAGGAAAAGCAUGACUCUCAAAGCACAGCGCCCCCAUCAAACAACCAGGGGAACUGUAGCUCUGCACAGGACAGGAUCAACACAUCUAUUAACAGCAAAUCUUAUGCACCAGAUGAUUUGCAGCAGACAUUUUGCUCAGGUGAUGGCAGCCAGUAUGGUGACCACUCCUCAUCUAGCAGCGUUUUGGAACUGUUGUUACAGGAAGACUCUCAUUCCGGCUCGGCCACAUCAGCAUCUACUGGUUCCACAUCCAAUGACUGCAAUACCUCUAACAGUGGCACAGGAAGCAAAACAAGCAAGUACUUUGGUAGUAUGGAUUCCUCAGAGAACAAUCACAAGAUCCAAGAGACAAUCAAGGAGCAGGAGCAGAAUUUUGCUAAGUAUGUUCUUCAGGAACCUGUAUGGAGGAUUAUGGCUGACGCAGAUGACAAUGUCAUGAUGACCUAUCAGGUGCCAUCAAGGGACAUGGAAAAGGUUCUGAGAGAAGAUCAGGUGCGUUUGAGGCGUAUGCAGAAGAACCAGCCCUGUUUCUCCUCAGAACAGCGUAGAGAACUAAUCGAUCAGCACCCAUGGAUAAGGAAAGGUGGCUUACCCAAUGCCAUCAACAUCAAGGAGUGCAUGUACUGUGAAGAUAACCCCUCUGCUCCACUAGAAGAGGACAUGCCUGAUAUGGAGUUGGGCAGUUUAGAAGCAGAGGUGGGACAAGAUGGAGGAGGUUCUCGGAAAUAGAAAGUGAUCGAGCAAUCUAGUGGAUAAACGGUGCUAUGAAAAUCCUCUAAUCUCCAGUAGAGUGCGAAAUGGCCUUCUAGGUUCACACCUGGCAAAACAUUCACAUGCAGAGUGAAGGCCCCAAUAUAUUUCUAGCGAAAUCGAGGUCUGGACAAGUGUGACGUCAUUUCAAACAAAAUCUGCCAAAAACAAAUAUGUUUUUGAGUUUGUUUCAGUGGUUCGAAACAGCUCGCCAGUGAUAACUUUCAGGAAAACCAGCUGGUAAACACCUUCAUAAUGCCAUUGGUCCACAUCUUCGGUGGGUGUGACCCAGAGCUCCACCUACAUUGAGGCCAACAGCUAAUUCUGAUUAAGUUGUUCACUCAGUCAAGAUCAGUCAACAUGAACACACUGGUGUGUAAGUUUGCAUGAGCUGAUGCAAACUUGCCAACAGAUAUAUUAACCUUUUGUGUAGAGGCACUUUCCAUUUUCGUGAAAUUUUUUUACUUUAGUCUACGAAAGGAACCGAACCUACUCAAAUAAUCUUAAGAGCUCACUCUGUUGUUUGAUAUGCUGCUUCAUUCAUGUGCUGUCUUCAACAGAAAGCCAUUAACACAUUCAUUGGUCAUGUAUGCCUGCCUGGCACCCUGUUAUACAGUAGUAUCAAGUCAUCAUAAAAUACAAUAGCCGCUUUUCCACUAUCAGGCAUUUUAAUGGAUUUGUACUGAACCUGCUAUUUUUUUUAAUAUACUCCGAACUUGUAUCGUUGUGUGCUGGAUAUGUAACCUGGCAAAUUCGGCAAAACUCCGCCUUUGACACUGACCCCGCCUCAAUCCCAAUCCCCAGUUGGCCUUGUUUGGCCCAAGGGUAAUCAUCGGGCCAAAGGCCAUUGGCCCCGAGAAAGCCCCAAGGAGGAAUGAUGAAACCCCAGAAGCGACAGUGGGAACGAAGGGCCCCUGACAUGCACUAGCAUGCCCUCAUUUGGCCCGAUAGUGUAAACAUGGCUAAUGACGGAGUGUAACUAGUGCAUAUUAUGGCAGCAUAUACUGUUAGCGCAUUAGCAUCAUGAUUGCUGAAUGUAUACAAGACAAAUUAUAAAGAAAAAUGGUAUGCAGUAUCAAACCAAGUUGAGCCACAGGUGCAGGACACGAUGCAAUCAACAAAGAAAAAAAUUGCAAGUGUCCGGACAGUGAAUUACUUUUUUUACAGUGUUUCAACCAUUAGGACUGCGACAUAAUUUAAAAAACUAU
Xyrauchen texanus (razorback sucker) is the source of this 5584-nucleotide messenger RNA. Its product is annotated as period circadian protein homolog 2-like. Gene Ontology annotation, biological process: negative regulation of transcription by RNA polymerase II; circadian regulation of gene expression; entrainment of circadian clock by photoperiod. Gene Ontology annotation, cellular component: nucleus; cytoplasm. The record is from RefSeq and is a predicted model, not a curated record. The coding region runs from base 171 to 4355 and encodes 1394 amino acids. Gene Ontology annotation, molecular function: transcription corepressor binding; transcription cis-regulatory region binding. The transcript is spliced from 23 exons. NCBI's taxonomy places the organism in Eukaryota, Metazoa, Chordata, Actinopteri, Cypriniformes, Catostomidae.